Messenger RNA from Sorex araneus (European shrew), 1192 nucleotides. It is a transcript of the gene DND1, whose product is annotated as DND microRNA-mediated repression inhibitor 1. The coding region runs from base 1 to 1107 and encodes 368 amino acids. Lineage: Eukaryota; Metazoa; Chordata; Mammalia; Eulipotyphla; Soricidae. The transcript has 5 exons. Gene Ontology annotation, cellular component: cytoplasm; nucleus. The record is from RefSeq and is a predicted model, not a curated record. Gene Ontology annotation, molecular function: mRNA binding. Gene Ontology annotation, biological process: mRNA stabilization; negative regulation of miRNA-mediated gene silencing.
AUGGUUUCAUCUGCGGCGCCCUACAACGGAAGGCGGCCUCCCACUCGGACCACCAGUGGUGGCGAAGGGCUCUGGUGUGAGCGAGUGAAUCCGGAGAACAAGGCGGCGCUGGAGGCGUGGGUCAGGGAGACGGGCAUCCGCCUGGUGCAGGUGAACGGGCAGAGGAAGUACGGCGGUCCACCCCCAGGCUGGGUGGGCAGCCCGCCGCCCGCCGGCUCCGAGGUGUUUAUCGGGCGGCUGCCGCAGGACGUGUACGAGCACCAGCUGAUCCCACUGUUCCAGCGCGUGGGCCGCCUCUACGAGUUCCGCCUGAUGAUGACCUUCAGCGGCCUGAACCGCGGCUUCGCCUAUGCCCGCUACAGCUCGCGGCGCGGCGCCCAGGCCGCCAUCGCCACGCUGCACAACCACCAGCUGCGGCCGUCCUGCCCGCUGCUCGUGUGCCGCAGCACGGAGAAGUGCGAGCUGAGCGUGGACGGGCUGCCGCAGGCUCUGAGUCGCCGCGCGCUGCUGCUCGCGCUGCAGCCGCUGGGCCCCGGCCUGCAGGAGGCGCUGCUGCUGCCCAGCCCCGGGCCGGCGCCCGCGCAGAUGGCGCUGCUCAAGUUCAGCUCCCACCGCGCCGCCGCUAUGGCCAAAAAGGCCCUGGUGGAAGGGCAGUCACGCCUCUGUGGGGAGCAGGUAGCAGUGGAGUGGCUCAAGCCAGACCUGAAGCAGAGACUCCGCCAGCAGCUAGUGGGUCCCUCCCUGCGGUGCCUGCAGCCAGAGGGCAGCCAGUUGGGCCUGGCUAAUGCCAAGCUUGAGUCCCAAGGAGCUCGGGCUGCCCUGCAGCUUCUGUGCCAACGGAUGAAGCUGGGCAGUCCAGUGUUUCUUACCAAGUGUCUGGGCACAAGCCAUACUGGCUGGCACCGCUUCUGGUACCAGGUGGUGAUCCCUGGCCACCCAGUGCCCUUCAGUGGUCUUAUCUGGGUCGUGCUAGCCCAGGAAGGGCAGGAGGUGCACGAGGCUGCUAAGGAGGCUGUGUCGCUGCGACUGCUGGAGGCGAUGAGUGAGUGCGGGUCUAGCCUCCUGCAGUCUUCUGAGGCUGAGGCAGAUGCCGUGCCUAAGCAGUGACCCCAUCCUCCCCGCGGGAGCCUGAACAAGGAGGCAAAGCUCAGCAGGCCUGGGCAGCCACCCCCCUCAUCCCAAGAGGAGCCCG